GUCCUCCAAAGUGAGGACAGGCACGGAGGACGAGGUUGUUAAGAGCGGUGACGGCGAGUCUGGCAGCAGAUUAGCUGCGGCCUAGUGCACGGGUUCGGAGAGGGCCAUGGAAGUGCGGCCGCCGGCGCCACAGAGCUUCCUCUGCAGGCAGCGGAGUACUUUCCCUCGGGUUUUUGCUGCGGGAGCUGUGGCCGCCGAUUCGGAGGCUCUCGCGAAGAGAGAGAAGCUGUCUUCCUACGUCCCGGAGCCCGAUUACUCGGAAUCCGGAUGGGACCGCCUCCGGGACCUGUUUGUCAAAGAUGAACAGAGAACUUCAAAGGAACUUGAGAAUAUUUAUAAGGCAGCAGUUUCAGCAGGCAUCAUUGGCUGGGCAUAUGGGGGAAUACCAGCUUUUAUUCAUGCUAAACAGCGCUAUAUUGAGCAGAGCCAAGCAGAAAUUUAUCAUAACCGUUUUGAUGCUGUGCAAUCUGCACAUCGUGCUGCCACACGAGGCUUCAUCCGGUACGGCUGGCGUUGGAGUUGGAGAACUACAGUGUUUGUGACUAUAUUCAACACAGUCAACACUGGUCUAAAUGUGUACCGAAAUAAAAAUGCCCUAAGCCAUUUUGUCAUUGCAGGAGCUGUCACAGGAGGUCUUUUUAGAAUAAAUUUGGGCCUGCAUGGUCUGGUGGCUGGUGGCAUAAUUGGAGCCUUGCUGGGCACACCUGUAGGAAGUCUGUUGAUGGCAUUUCAGAAGUUCUGUGGUGAAACUGUCCAAGAGAGAACACAGAAGGAUCGCAAAGCACUCCAUGAGCUGAGACUGGAAGAGAGCAAAGCCAGACUACAAUUUACUGAGCUCCUCCCUGAAGAAAUUGAAAAUAGCUUACAGAAAAAUCGAUCCAAAGAUGAUGUUAAGAAAAUUGAAGCACUGCUAAAUCUUCCUAGAAAUGCUUCAUCAACAAAUAAACAAGACAAAGACUGAAAAUGUUCUGGACUUAACAUUCAUUGGUGAAUCGAAGGAAUCUGUGUCCAUUGAAUGCCAAUGGCUAGGCUUCCCCUUGGUCAGUCUGCUGACAGAUUACGUGCUGGCAUCUCUAGUGGCACUGACUUGCUCUUAUCUUUUUUUUAACCAAGAAUUGGGCUAUUGUGCGCUCACUUUACUUAUCCUUAAAUCUAAAUACACACUUACGUCUUUCCUGAUUGAUCUAUAUAUUUGACAUUAUAUCUGUAGUGAUCAAUCAAUACAUAAUUCUUUCCCCUGGAUUUUACGACACUAGAUUUAAAAUUUCCCAAGAUUGGAGU
Molecule: messenger RNA, 1281 nt
Organism: Callorhinus ursinus (northern fur seal)
Lineage: Eukaryota; Metazoa; Chordata; Mammalia; Carnivora; Otariidae
Gene: TIMMDC1
Product: translocase of inner mitochondrial membrane domain containing 1
Biological process (GO): mitochondrial respiratory chain complex I assembly
Cellular component (GO): mitochondrion
Source: RefSeq, a predicted model, not a curated record